This is a messenger RNA of Staurois parvus, 407 nucleotides long. Lineage: Eukaryota; Metazoa; Chordata; Amphibia; Anura; Ranidae. The record is from the annotation of a GenBank genome assembly.
GAUUGUAUACACCUGUGUCCAUGGAGGGGAUUGGAGCACCUGAAUCACAUGAUUUGGAGGGGAUUGGAACACCUGAAUCACAUGAUUUGGAGGGGAUUGGAACACCUGAAUCACAUGAUUGGGAGGGAUUGGAACACCUGAAUCACAUGAUUGGGAGGGGAUUGGAGCACCUGAAUCACAUGAUUGGGAGGGGAUUGGGACACCUGAAUCACAUGAUUUGGAGGGGAUUGGAACACCUGAAUCACAUGAUUGGGAGGGGAUUGGAACACCUGAAUCACAUGAUUGGGAGGGGAUUGGAACACCUGAAUCACAUGAUUGGGAGGGGAUUGGAACACCUGAAUCACAUGAUUGGAUGGGCGUUGACAAUACUUUUGGCAAUACAGUGUAUAUGGAUGUAUAUAGGGAGG